UUUGUCCAGACCCACAGCUUGCAGGACCUCCAGCAGCCAGCUGUCUCCUCCAAGGUGUUUAUCCAGAGAGACUACAGCUCAGGAACCAUCUGCAAGUUCCAGACCAAGUUCCCCUCUGAACUUGAGUCAAGGCUCGAUAAGCAGCAGUUUGAGGAAACCAUCCAGACUUUAAACAACCUGUAUGCAGAGGCGGAGAAACUAGGGGGGAAGUCUUACCUGGAGGGCUGCCUGGCUUGUCUAACUGCAUAUACAAUCUUCCUCUGUAUGGAGACACACUAUGAAAAGGUGCUAAAGAAGAUUGCCAGAUACAUAAAGGACCAGAAUGAGAAGAUAUAUGCUCCCAGGGGUUUGCUGCUGACUGACCCCAUAGAGAGAGGCCUCAGAGUUGUUGAAAUCACCAUCUUUGAAGACAGAAGUAUUGGCUCUGGAAGAUAAAAGAAUCUUUCGACUGAUGUCUCUGACCAGAUACUCUUCAUCUGUCUGGCAACACAUACUCAGAUAUCUGCUUCACCUGAAUGAUGUAUAUAAUUAUGAUCUGAUCUUUUUUCUGUUAUUUAUAAGUAAUCUACUAUCUGCCUUUCCUUAUGUUUGUCUUAUGUUUUCAUGUCUUUUUUUAUACAUGAGGUGAUGUACA
This is a messenger RNA of Lates calcarifer (barramundi perch), 634 nucleotides long. RefSeq names its product golgin subfamily A member 7. The annotation marks the transcript as partial. The record is from RefSeq and is a predicted model, not a curated record. Gene Ontology annotation, cellular component: palmitoyltransferase complex; Golgi stack. The transcript is spliced from 5 exons. Gene Ontology annotation, biological process: Golgi to plasma membrane protein transport; peptidyl-L-cysteine S-palmitoylation; protein targeting to membrane. Lineage: Eukaryota; Metazoa; Chordata; Actinopteri; Centropomidae.